UCCGGCCCCAGCUGCCCCCCGAGAUGCUGCGAGCGCAAGUGCAGCAGCCCCAGGCCCACUGCCGCCCCCUGGUGCUGCUGGAGCCCCCCGCCAAGAGGCGCCGGAGCCCCACUGAGCUGCUGCGAGCCCCGACCUGCGGUUGGCUCCCCCCCGACCUGGAGCCUCUGUGGAGCCGCUGCGCCCGCCCGGGACCCCCGGCCCCCCCGGCGCCCCCCGAGGUCCCCAGCGAGGUCGAGGUGCCGCGCGAGGCGCUCGAGCCCAGCAUCCCGGCGCUGCCGUCCUCGGAGAUCUCCCUGGAGGUGACGGAGGAGGAGCUGCGGCCCCGACUGCCGCCCCCCGAGGAGCGGCGCCCCCCGGCGCCUCCCGCCCCCCCGGCGCUGCCCGAGGUGCCCGAGGGGCCCGAACCCGAACUGCCGCCCGGGCCCCCCCCCAGCACCGCCCAGCUGCAGAGGCUGGUGCUGGCGGAGCUCUCGCGCACGGGCGGGUCGGACCUGGCGUCGCUGCUGCCCCCCGGCGCCACCCGGGGCCUCGUCAGCCGCCUCUUCAGCCUGCUGCUGGGUGAGCGGCACCGUGGGGCCGCCCCACACGCGUGUCCCCGUCCCUCCCCCCAAGCCCCACACGCACGUUCCGGCCCCGCACGCGUGUCCCUGCCCCACACGCGUGUCCCUGCCCCACACGCAGAGCUCUGCGGCGCCGGCGUGCUGCGGCUGGAGCAGGCCCAGCCCUACGGCCCCAUCGCCGUGGGGCUGGGGCCCCACUUCCCGACACCGGUGGCAGCGCGCUGAGGGGGGGGGGGGCUCAGCCCCACGGACACACCAGGAUCGGACCCACGGACGCGCCAGCCCC
Rhea pennata is the source of this 846-nucleotide messenger RNA. RefSeq names its product REC8 meiotic recombination protein (gene REC8). The transcript is spliced from 7 exons. Bases 24 to 785 code for a protein of 253 amino acids. The record is from RefSeq and is a predicted model, not a curated record. NCBI's taxonomy places the organism in Eukaryota, Metazoa, Chordata, Aves, Rheiformes, Rheidae.